AUGCAAAAAAAUGGUUCCUCUGAUGGAAAUUCGUCCCAUAAAGUAGAGGAAAAUAAUAAAAGACUUGAUAAUUAUGAAUUUUUGGAAAUUUUAAAGAAGGACUGGCUGAAAGGGAUUGAUAUGUCCCAAAUUAAGUCCCAGUUCAAGUCCUUCAACUUCUACCAAGUUAUAAAUUGCAUGGAUAUUUCAAUUCCGAAGCAUAAAUAUGAAGAUUAUUCAUUUGACAAUGAGGACUUUGAUGAAGAGGAUAAUUUUAAACCUAAGAAGAAGAACUUCAAAGGCAAAAGAACAAGAAUGCUGAAAGUUACUCUUUUUGAUGGAAAUUCCAAUGUUAUAGCCUUUGAAUAUGAACCGAUUGGUGCUUUUGACAUGUUUUACGAUUCAGCUACCAAUAAAAUGUCAAGGUGUUGCGUUAAGAUUGCUCUGUAUAACUCAGUAGUUUCCAAAAGAAACUCUCUUUGGCUCACUAAUUAUAAUGUUAAAAUGUUGUUUGAAGGUUAUUCCUGCAAGCACCACCCAUCCAGUGCCUUAGGUCAUUCCAUCUCCGAUAACUCUAUUGUUGCUAAUACUAACGCUAUUAAUUCUGUGGUAUCUAACACCAUUAACAGUAUUACUAACACUCUCAACAGUAUCACCAAUGACACCAUCGCAGUUAAUAAUGUUAAUCAGAACGGAUUUGAGAUUGAUCAAGAUGUUAUUGAUUUGGCUACUCAGUACCUUGAUAGUAACGUUCAGUUUAGUCAGGACUAUAGUACACAGCCUUCCAGUACACAAGUGACUCAAAAAGACAGUCAAACUCCUAAUAAGGCUACUCGUACUCCAGCUUUAACUGAUUAUUUUCCUAAAGACUCGGGUUAUCUAGAUCACAGUUUCCUGUGUUUCAUUAAGAAACGUGAUUUAACUUUGAAUAAUGAGUCGUUUAUAAAGUUUUCAAAGGAGAGGUUUACUGAUUUUUUCAAGGAUAAGCCAGUAGAGUUAUCUGAGUUUUGUAAACUUUUUAACCAUUCUUCCAAUGUAGGAUAUGUGCCUCUCUAUACUGAAAGACAUAAAAUUGAUCAUUUGUUUGGUUUUUUGAACCAUUCUUCAGUUGUGGUUUUUGAUGACUCUGAUCCUGUUUGCAAGUUCCUUGCAGUUAUUGUCGAAGCUGUUUAUGGAACUCUUCAUAAAAACGUCUGGCUAUCAAUUUUUGAUGAUUGUUUCAAUUCUCAUUUUUGUAUUUUUGAUCUUGAAGUCUUCCCAUUCAUCUCACCGUAUUCUCAACAAGUCUCCACCUCACUUGAACUAAAUUCACUUGAAGGUUUCUUUCUUUUCGAAGAUUGUAAAGUUCAAGAUUACAAUGUUAGGGUUUUGAGGGAUUUUACAAGGAACUUACCACGUGAACAGGCUAAUCUAAUGGUCGACACACUAAAUUCUGAAUUUGCCAGAGCUAAACAAGAAUACCAAUAUUAA
This is a messenger RNA of Theileria parva strain Muguga, 1449 nucleotides long. RefSeq lists its product as uncharacterized. NCBI's taxonomy places the organism in Eukaryota, Apicomplexa, Aconoidasida, Piroplasmida, Theileriidae. The record is from RefSeq and is a predicted model, not a curated record. Bases 1 to 1449 code for a protein of 482 amino acids. The transcript has 2 exons.